AUGGCGUUGAUGGAGGAGCUCGUGGAAGAGAUCCUCCUCCGCAUCCCGCCGGACGAGCCGGCGCACCUCAUCCGCGCCGCCCUCAUCUGCAAGGACUGGUGCCGCGUCGUCUCCGGCGGCGAGUUUCGCCGCCGCCACCGCCGGUUCCACCGAACGCCUCCCCUGCUGGGCUACAUCUACAGGGAUUUCCAUACAGCCAUCAAAUUCAUCCCAACCACUAGUUUCUCACCGCCGCCGCCUGCCGGCGAAUCCUUCGAGGUCCUUGACUGCCGCCAUGGCCGUGUGCUGAUCGACGCUCGCGGCGUCCCACCAGGCUUGAUCGUCUGGGACCUCAUCACCGGCACCGGGCAGCGCCUGAGCAUUCCCGCACCUGGCCCUGCGCGUUCCACGCACACAUCAGGCGUGUACUCGUCAGAGACAGGAGCAUGGAGUGCCCAAACCCCUGGUGUUUAUGACGAUCUUAAGAUGUGCGGGCCCUGCCUUCUCAUAGGAGACGCGCUCUACGUCUCCCUUGGGGCUCGUGGAAAGAUCCUCAAGUAUGACUUGGGGGUAGGGAUGCAAGCGGCGCGGGUCACGCCGCCAGCCCGCUGGGCCAACCUGCGCCGCUGGCUCCCACAAACCCACAUAUCAGCCCACAUAACGUAA
Molecule: messenger RNA, 645 nt
Organism: Panicum virgatum (switchgrass)
Lineage: Eukaryota; Viridiplantae; Streptophyta; Magnoliopsida; Poales; Poaceae
Exons: 2
Coding region: 1-645 (214 amino acids)
Molecular function (GO): protein binding
Source: RefSeq, a predicted model, not a curated record